Prorocentrum cordatum is the source of this 4066-nucleotide messenger RNA. NCBI's taxonomy places the organism in Eukaryota, Dinophyceae, Prorocentrales, Prorocentraceae. The record is from the annotation of a GenBank genome assembly.
GCUGCUGCGCCGUGCGGACCGCCUGGGGCCUCGCCGUCUUCGUUCGCUACCUGACCACUGCGCUGCGACCCCGCUGGAGUUGCCGCCUGCCACUGCUGAUGAGAAUUCUUCUCGACACGAUCCACGGCAGGACUGGAGAGAGCUUGCUGGUGCUGCUGGUGACUUGCUCCGUGAGCCUUAUGACGUGGGCCCGAUCCUUCUCAACCUCGUCGAGGAUUUCCCUGGUUCGUUCGGUCGCUACGUCCGCGACUCCCUCAAACCUCAGCUGCGCGAGCAUAUGACCACCAUGGGAGGUCGGCUGCAACGUGACUUGCUGCCGUUACCGUACCUUGCCAUCGUGGAGACCGGCGUCGUGCGCGACGGCGAUGACCUUAGCGACCUGAACUGGGAGGCGCUCCACUGCAGGCUGGUUGUCACGGUGCUGGCGCUCAACUGGGAGGCAGGCUUCCGCUCGCUGAAGUUCGCGCGCCAUUGCCGCAGGCGCCCGAACGCUGCUCAGCGGGCAGCCUUGGCGGCCCUGGGCCGCCGCCUGUACCUGGCGACGCGCAUCGAGACCAGCCUGCCUGCGGAGCUCAACUGGGAGGACCGCCUGAAGGACCGCAAGAUCGGCUACGGCGGCGCCGAGAUCACCGCGCCUCACAAGCUGACCUUGGAGCAGGUGCUGGACGGCUUGCCGCCGCCUGGCGUUGCGGCCUCGAUUGAGGCUGCCGAUGUCGCGACGGGCUUCGUGCCCGACGCGUUGCUGGAUCUUGGGCUGGUGCUGCUGCCGCCUGCGCUGCGCCGUGCGGCGCCGACUUCGGCGCGGGUUUGGGCCUCGGAAGGCGAGUGGCAUCGCGUCGUUGAGGCCCUGCAUGAGCGCGGGAUGGUCGGCCCGAUCCCCGCGCCUGAUAUCGCGCGCCGGGAUGGGUCGCCGCUGCUGAACGGAGCCUUUGGGGUUCCGAAGGCCCACGACGCCCCUGUCAAGUGUCAGGGCGGGGUGCUGAGGCCCGUGCUCAGGCCCAUCACCAAUCUGAUCCCGUCGAACGCCUGCCAACUGAACGGCCUGGUCUUGACGGAGUCCGAGGACUUGUUGUGGAGCGGCGCCGACAGGAAGGCCUUCUUCUACGUCUUCCGCGCGCCGCCGCCGUGGUGGCCGUACCUGGUGAUCGGGCCGCCAGUGCCGUCGCGCCUACUGAGUCUCAAGGAAGGCGGCACUACCCACAUCUGCCUGCGCGUGAUCGGCAUGGGCUGGAUCAGCGCGGCGGGGGUCACGACUCAUCUUCAUCGCAACAUGCUGCGUCGCGGCAGCGCGGUGCCUCGCGGCCUGAGCCCCAGCUGCGAGAUUACCCGGCGCCGCCGCCUGCCGCUUGGUGCAGAGAAGCCCUGCCCGCCUGCUUGGAUGGUGUACAUCGACAACUUAGAGAUCGCCGAGAUCGUCGACAAAUCUGAGGCCGACAAGUUACGCGGGACGGUCCCCGAGCUGCUGACUGACGCUCGGGCCUGCUACGAGGCCGCAGGGUCGCCUGGCUCCCCGGGCAAGGACCUGCACCGCGUGGUGCGCGCUACCACUCUGGGCGAGCUUGUUGAUGGUGUUGAAGGUGUCCGUCGGCCACCUGCAGGAUAUAUUACUGAGAUGGCCAGCCUCGCGCUCUGGGUUCUGGGCAAAAGGCGAGCCAGCAUGCGAUUGAUACGUAUUAUUCUUGGGCGCUGGGUUCGCGUGCGCUGCUUCCGCCGCCCGCUGGCCGCGAGCUUCGCUUACACUUGGAAGUGGCUCAACGACCCGCGCUGUGGAGGCCGCUUCAGCGUGAGCGUGAUCGAGGACUUGCUGAUGUGCCUGGCCCUGUCGGGGCUCUGCGUGGCUGACAUGAGGCUCGAGGUCGACCACCUGGUGACGGCCUCGGACGCGUCGGAGGCCGCUGGAGCCGUGGUGUACAGCACGGCGCUUACCGAGCGCGGGCGCGUCGUUGCGGGCAGGCGCCAGCGGCCCGCUAACGCCGCCUGCGAGGAGGAGACCGCCCUGAUCACCGUCUUUGAUGGCAUCGGCGGUGGGCGCAGAGCCUUCGAGAUAUUGGGCCUGGUACCAGCGGUGCACCUGUCGUUUGAGGUGGACCCGCAGGCGGUUCGGGUCGCGCGGCGCGCUUAUCCUGGCGCGCAGCACCUCGGCGAUGUUACAUCUGCUGACCCCGCUGCCCUGGCUGGCCUGCUGCGGGCCCGCGGCCGCAUCACCCGCGUGGUGGUCAUCGGCGGCUUCCCGUGCCAGAUCUACACGAGCUUGAACGUCGACCGCAAGGGCUCGUCGGACUCGCGCGCCUCGCUGGUCGAUCACAUGGUGAGGGUCAUCCGAGGCCUGCGCGCAGCCAUGCCCGAGGUGAGCGUUGACUUCCUUGGCGAGAAUGUAGCAUCAAUGGCAGAGUCCGACGUCCUUCACCUCAGCGGGUUGUUCGAGCGGAUCCCCUUGGAGGUUGAGGCUGGUGACGUCGGCUGGGUGAGGCGUCCUCGUCUCUACUGGCCGUCCUGGGCUUUGCUGCCGUCGUACGAGGCCAAGACCGUGAUGGUGCUGACCAAGGACGGCGCCUCUCGCCGCCUGUGCCGCGUGUCGCUGGAGGUGGAGCGCCCGCCGCUGGAGGAGUGGCUGCCGUUCCGUGACAAGUGGUGCAUUCACUGGCCUGACGGACGGAUCGCGCCUCCUGACGCGGGGAUGAGGGAGAAGCUGAUGGGCUUCGCCGAAGGCCACACCGUGCCCUGCAUGACCAGCAGUGAGGCGAAGGCCGAGCCCGGCAAGUACGAGGGGUUGAGGCGUUCGCUGGUCGGCAACUCGUUCCAGUGCGAGGUGGUGGCGUGGCUGCUGGCGCACUGGGCUGUCGCUGCUGGGCUGCUGGUGGCGGUGCCGCCCUUCUCCGAGCUGCACGAGAGCGCUCGGGCUUGGGCUGGCGGGCGCAAGCUGCGGGCUGGCGACGUCACCUCGCUGCGACGCAGCCGCGCGAAGGUCGACGCGGAGGUCUGCAGCGAGCUGGUGGCCCGCAGCGCAGCCGCAUCGGGCGAACGCCAGCGGACGGGCGAGCGGCCCGCCGCGGCGGCGCCGACGGCGGCCAGCAGGCUCGUCUACGUCGGGCGCGGCUCACGGCGCUGGAGCCUCGCCCCGUCGUGUUUCGGCAGCCCGUUCGCAGUGAGCCCGAGCUGCUCCCGCGAGGACGCGGUGGCGCUGUUUGCUGGAUGGCUGCGCGGCCAGCCCGAGCUGCUUCGCCGCCUGGAGGACUUGCGCGGCGCCAAGCUGGUCUGCCACUGCAGUCAGUCCGAGGCAUGUCAUGCAGAUGUGCUGCUUGCAGAACUGGCCAAACGCGAUGCUACGUCCUGGCGUGAUUCGGAUGUCUCGCGUAGUCAGCUCAACAAGGUUGUGCGCAGCUUCUCGGCCUGGGAGCUGGCGAUGGGCGCGCGGGCGGCGUUCGGCUUCACCUCAUCAGCUCGGAACCCCGCGGACGCGCCGUCGCGCCUGAAGAUACCGUCGAGCAGCCCAGCAGUUGCUGACUAUCUUAACGCCAUGAAUCUGCCGUUGCCGUUCAGUUGGGAAGACAUGGAUGUCACAUUACAAGACUACCUUGAAAACUUGUGGGCCGAAGGUGCCACUAAAGGUCAAGCUAACGAUGCACUGAGUGGGGCGCAGCACCUGUUGAGGACGCGCCGGCAGUACCCAGGCGCGUGGAGAUUGUUGUCGGUCUGGGGGCGCCUAGAGGCGCCGCAGCGUGCGCCACCGAUGCCGCCGCUGGUGUGCACUGCGCUCGCGGGCUGGGCGCUGGGCCGCGGUGAGAUCGCCUUCGCCGCGACGAUCCUCGCAGGCUUCCACCUCUGCCUUCGGACAGGCGAGGCUCUCGGCCUCUCCAGCAGCGUCAUUCAGCUCAAGCCUUGCGGCAGAGGCGUGGUGUCGUUGCCCUGGACAAAGACAGCCUGUCAGAAGGGAGCGCGGGAGACGGUGACGCUGAAUGACCCGCUCGUGGGAGCGGUCGUCCAUUUGCAGCUGCAGCCCUGCCACCCGUUCCUCGCUCCAGACCUUCUCAGAUACCUCGAUUGCACGCGCUCGGGCGUACUGUAG